UUUGUUUGUAACUGUGUUAGUGACAAGAAUGACACAUGUGUAAUAUAACCUAAAACACGAAAUGAAAAUGUGCCACAAAAGUAAAAACGGGGCUCAAAAUGAUGAAAUCGAGUCCGAUUCGGACGAUUCUGACGUCAGCAUGUCGGAUUCGGACGAAUCGGGAGACGACGUUGUCGAAAGUGACGCUGCAGAUGAACAACCCCCGGAAGACCCUGUCGACGAAGAAGAAGAAGAUGAGGUGAUUAAAGCCAUACGAGGUGCUUCGGAAGCCAAGCGGGACCACCCUCCGGUUAUCCACUGUGAAGACUUUAUCACAGAUCUGUGUUUCCACCCCCAUGAAGAUUUACUAGCUGUUUCAAACAUUGUCGGUGAUGUGGUUCUUUACAAAUACACCAACGAUGAAAACUCCAUCGUACGGACACUAGAAGUGCACACGAAAGCUUGUCGCGACAUCGAGUUCAGCGAAGACGGUAAAACUCUGUUUUCGGCGUCCAAAGACAAGUCGGUCAUGCUAAGCGACGUCGAAAGUGGCAAACUGGUUCGGUUUUUCGACGAAGCGCACGACGCCCCCUUGUACUGUCUUCUAGUAAUCGAUGAGAAUUUAUUCGCGACGGGGGACGACGACGGGUGUGUGAAAUUGUGGGACUUGAGGCAAAAUUCCCCCAGUCCGGUUUACAAAACGAAGAAAAAUGAGGACUACAUCAGCGAUAUGGUCACAAACGAGCGGAAGAAUUUUUUGUUGUGUUCUAGCGGCGACGGGUCGCUUACAACCAUCGAUUUGAACAACAGGAAAGUUCACAUGCAGUCCGAGGAAUAUGAGGAGGAAUUAACUUGUUUGGGUCUGUUCCGGUCGGAAAGCAAACUCCUGGCGGGGUCUUCCAAAGGCAAGCUUUUUUUGUACAAUUGGAACGAGUUUGGUCUGCACAGUGACCUGUUCCCGGGGACGAAAUCAGCGAUUAACGACUUGAUUCCGAUUACGGAGAAUAUUGUGGUGACAGCCUGUGAGGACGGGGUAUUGAGGGCCACACAUUUGUUUCCACAUAGACACCUGGGGGUCGUCGGACAGCACGACUUGUCGGUGGAAAAAGUGGACAUCUGCAACAACGGCGACUUCGUGGCGUCCAGCAGCCACAAUAACGAUAUCAAAUUUUGGAAUAUUAGGUACUUCGAGGACUUUGAAAAAGUGAGCCAUAAACACAAAAAGCACGAAAAGAAGAAAGAGUUGCAGAACAAUUUGCCGUCGUCGAAGGUGCAAAAUGUGUCCGAUUUUUUCAGCGGAUUAUCGUGAAUUUGUAUGAUUUUCUGUAAAUAAAGUUUUCAACAACAA
Zophobas morio is the source of this 1327-nucleotide messenger RNA. RefSeq names its product WD repeat-containing protein 55 homolog. Lineage: Eukaryota; Metazoa; Arthropoda; Insecta; Coleoptera; Tenebrionidae. The transcript has a single exon. Gene Ontology annotation, molecular function: protein binding. The record is from RefSeq and is a predicted model, not a curated record. Bases 62 to 1288 code for a protein of 408 amino acids.